GCUAACGAGAAAAUUGAACAUCUGCGUAUACGUGCAUGAAUAAAUUUCCGGCUAAGGCCAAAGACUGUUAUUAAAAUUGAGUGUUUGCUUGUCUGCGCCUGGAUUGUAAUUUAACGUGUUUACUAUGUUACUAUUAAACCCAAUGUGCGCUCAGGAUUGAAUUUCAGUGAAUUUCCGCUACAGACAGCAUUCAGAGUGACACCAUAUUCCAGUACUGUACAAAACGCAAAUCGCGUUAAAUACGAAUUUAAACAAGUCGUGUUAUGGUAGUGAAAUAAACUAAAGAAAUGUCUCUGUUCAAUGAUAUGCCGCCUCCGCUUUCUCCUCACCCAGAAAAAGCAACUACAGUAUCUGUCCAUGAGAACCAGCAGAGUGAAAGUAUCUACACGGAUCUUGACAACGAAAUGCUUCAAAACAGAAUGUACUCCCAACCACAAGCAACUCAACAAGUCACAUCCCGUAAAAGGUCAUCAACAGAUAAUAUGUCGCAAGCCACUCAGCAGUCAAAUGCAAAGCAAAUGAAGAUGUCCAAUUUGGGGUUCCUUGCCACACUUCGGGGUUAUGUGGCCGAAAGAAAAGGUGAAAGAGAUGAAAUGCAAGACGCCCAUGUCGUGCUCGACGAAUGCACAGCAGACUUCCAACAACUUACUCCGAAAGUCUCUAGGGUUGCAUAUUACGCAGUGUUUGAUGGCCAUGGCGGUAAAAGAGCAUCUGAACAUUCAGCAAGAAGGUUACAUGUACAUCUGGCACAUAAACUCCCAAAAGGAACGGUCAAUAAUUUUGAUAAAGAAAUGAAACGCCAGAUUCUUGAAUCUUUUAAAGUUAUGGACGAAGAAUUUUUAAAAGAAGCUUCUACGCACAAGCCAGUAUGGAAAGAUGGAACAACAGCAUGCUGUGUAUUGGUUCUUAAUGAUACUCUUUAUAUAACAAACCUAGGGGACAGCAAAGCAAUCCUAUGUCGGUACCAGAGUGAAACAAAACAGCACGUUUCAGUGCCUCUGAGUAAGGACCAUAAUCCCAGCAAUUAUGAAGAGAGAAUGAGAAUACAAAAAGCUGGAGGCAACGUCAGGGAAGGUCGAGUUUUGGGAAUCUUAGAAGUCUCUCGUUCAAUAGGAGAUGGCCAAUAUAAAAGAUGUGGAGUGAUCAAUGUACCUGAUGUCAAGCGAUGCAUUCUUAACAGCAAUGAUCGUUUCAUAUUAAUCGCAUGUGAUGGAUUAUGGAAAGUUUUUGAUGCUGAUCAAGCCAUACAGUUUGUUUUGCAAGUUCUCCAGGAUAAUGAAUUGCAACCACCAGAAGGUAGCAACAAAACCCUGGAAAAUUUCCGAUUUGAAACCGCGUGCAAUAAACUGGCAAGUGAAGCUGUGCGAAAAGGAAGUGCUGACAAUGUUACUGUGUUGCUUGUUUCCAUACACAAAGUAUAGUGUGAAAAAAUCACAAAAAAAUAUUUCGCAGCACUGCAGAGGUUGGGGAGUUAAAACGACCUGAUUGUGUAGAAUUUGGUCAGAUCAUUUGUUUUUUAUGCUCUGUGUAAAAAUUACAAUCCGAUGACAUCUGUGUUUUCUAUUACUUGGUUUGUUUUAUCAGUUUGAAAAAUAAUUUGCAAAAAAUACAAGUUUUUGUCAAAUUUAUCUUUUGUUACAGUGUCGGUGUAAAAAAAUCAAAAAAGGUUUUGAACUUUUUCAUAUUUUUUAAUUAGUUUCUAGAAAUCUGGUAAAUCAAUAAACAGCAUUAAAAAAUAACACAGUAGUCUCUCCCGUUUAAGUUUUUUACCCCUUAUAAAAGUUGUUUUCUGUUUCUGUGCCUUUUAUCCUGAGCUGUUUUAUGUUGUUCCAUUUCUGUAUUGUGUAAUUCAAUUCCCAAGCUACCUGACCAAAAUUUAACCAAGGAAUUUUCAGCAAAAUAUUCGCUACAACACGUUUACACCUAUUUCCCCUUUUAUUCAGCAGUUUUCACCUUAUCUGCACUGUGCAGAAAUAAAAUAUCAAGUUUGGUUUCAAACUAAAGACUAA
Ciona intestinalis (vase tunicate) is the source of this 2009-nucleotide messenger RNA. Lineage: Eukaryota; Metazoa; Chordata; Ascidiacea; Phlebobranchia; Cionidae. The record is from RefSeq and is a predicted model, not a curated record.